Messenger RNA from Cutaneotrichosporon oleaginosum, 2484 nucleotides. RefSeq lists its product as uncharacterized. Gene Ontology annotation, cellular component: protein phosphatase type 1 complex. Gene Ontology annotation, biological process: regulation of glycogen biosynthetic process. Gene Ontology annotation, molecular function: protein phosphatase 1 binding; glycogen binding. The record is from RefSeq and is a predicted model, not a curated record. NCBI's taxonomy places the organism in Eukaryota, Fungi, Basidiomycota, Tremellomycetes, Trichosporonales, Trichosporonaceae.
AUGCCUUACGCAGAGCCCACCUCUCCAACCUCGCCGCUCUCGCCGCUGGGGGAUGCGCGACCUAGGUAUGCACGGCGACACUCGCACAACACCUCUCUCGAAGUUCGCCCCACCACCAGUCCCAUGCCUGGACUUCCUCGCCGUGCCACAUCGUCCGCUUUGACGACAACGACGAACACUCAUUCUCACCGCAAGGGCACCCUCUCCAACUCUCCUCGGACAGCAGCCAACUCUGCUGCUCACCGUGAGGCUCUCGACGCCAUGCGCACCGUGGAGCCACUCCAGUCGCCUCCUGCCAAGGGCUCCGACUAUAGCAUCCUGGGACUUCGAAUUGACAAGGCCACUCCUUCUAGCACCUCUCGAGCCGCCAAACCUCCAGCUCUAGCUCCUUCAACGCCUCCAGUCUCCCAUUCCACGUCCCAUUUGCUCCAGCGGCAGAAGCGCGUCUCGUCCUCAUCCUCGUCUUCAUCACUUCCCUCACCAACCGAGCCACCCGAGCCGCAUAGCCCCGUCAACUCCACGCGUCCAUCGGACCGAAUGGUGCGCAAGAAGUCGGGCGAGAUGGUCAAGCCCGCUCUCAAGAACCGCUCUCUAUCCACUCCUGACCUCGGCCGUGGUGGGAAGGAGGAUCUGUGGGCAAAGUCAAAGUCAUCGCACAACUUGCGCGAAAGGACAAAGAGUGUGCGCUUCGACGAAUGUGGGCUUGAAUCUGUCGUUCACUUCGCGCGCGGUCAGCGGCCCGACGCACUGAUCAAGGGGCCGGACGGCGAGGAUGAUCAGGAACACGACCUGUCAGAUUCUGUACACUUCCGCACACGCCGCAGCGGGGUUCCGCGUGGGGCGGGCGUCGCUCAGACGGAGAUCCAGAUCGACACAUGCAGUGCCGUGCCCCGCGUGCGCCUCGACUUUGGCCCUGGUACAUAUGGUCUGCUCAACAACGAGUAUGUUGUCCUCGAGCGCAUCGAGAUGAGCCAGCCUUUGGGGCUGCGUGGAUCGGUGCUCGUUCGCAACAUCGCCUUUGAGAAGUGGGUGGCCGUGCGCUUCACCCUGGACGACUGGCAGACGGUUUCGGAGGUAUCGGCGUCGCACGUUUCGCACAUCCCCGCUGGAACCACCGGCGACGAGGGCUGGGACCGUUUCACCUUCAACAUUAAGCUCGAGGAUUAUCGCCGGAAAAUUGAGAACCGCUCGUUCAUGUUCUGCGUCCGGUACAAUGCCAACGGGGGCGAGUGGUGGGAUUCGAACGGCGGCCAGAACUAUCACAUCUCGUUCAAGCAGCAGGCGAAGAGCCGCCAGCGUCCUACUUCGCAGUACUGGAGCGGAAGUCUCACGCACGGAACUGCAUCGGCGGAGACUACCACUCUCCCUCGGCGCAACGGACCCCGCAACUGGUCGUUCCCCAAGUCGACCGUGCAGGCCAUCGUUGCUCCGCCUGAGCGCCCCGAUUCACCAGCACUCUCCCCACCGCCACAGGGCGCAUUCCGCGCGCCCUCUGCACCCGACGUGCAUUCGCACCUGCGCCUCCAGAAAUAUUGCGCGCCUUCGCCGCCCCAGUCACCCCCCAAGACACUUCCAUCCGCCGUGGGAGGAGGGCUUGUGCCCAUUGUUCUGCCCCUGGCCCCUGAGCGGGCACGUGCCGUUCCUCCGUCGCCCAUGACCCUUGUUCAUGGCCGCCCGGCCACGACUUGGGUUCCCACCGAGUUCACUGUCAACGCGGAGGACGAAGUGUUUACAACGACAUCGGAAGAGUCGUCAGAGGUCGACAGCGUCGGCGAAAGCACGCCGACUGCGGCCGGUGCGCGCUCGCCAGAGAUGCAGCCCAUCAUUGACGGUGCCACAUUCGUCACGAGCCCCGUCACGAGUCCAGUGACGGCUAGAGCCGAGGACAAGGGUCGCAGCAACAUACAGCGCAACACGUCCGUCUCGGGGGAUCUACACUCUCUGGCAAGUGUAGACUCGAGCGUCGGUCUCAUGACUCCCCCGAGCAGCAAUCUCUCCUCUCCGCCAACUCCAACGACGCUCCUCCCUCCUGAAUCCCCUACCACCUCCAUGUCGACUGGAGACUCGUCUCCUGUCAACACGUGCAGCUCGGUCACGCCCGACGACAAUGUCGAUGGCGGCCGUCUAGGCGGUACUCUGAACGCUGCAACGUACCAGGAGUUUCUCGAGAGGUUCUGCUUCUUCAAGUCGCCCCCUACCACCGCCAUGGCCCUCGAGGAGCAGUACACCGGGUCCUACUUCCCGCCCGUGACUGGCAGCAGCUACUACAGCGGCUUUGGCUUGGGCAGCACAACGCCGCCCGGUGCGAUAACGCCGACGUUUGACAGAUUCAACAUGGCGCGCGCCACCACGCCCACAAACGCGAGUGCGACCUCGGGCUCGAGCUCGACCCCGCGCGCGUCGCCAACGCGCUCGCCGGCCCCGAACACGUUCCCGCUCCCGUGGACGCCCGAGGACCCGGCGCUGAAGAUGACCGCGGCGUAA